CCUACCCGCUCUGGGCUGAGCCCACUGGCCCAGCCCGCUCUGGCCAAAUUAGGCUAGUUCCCGGGCCGCGCACGCUUCCAGAACUUUCCGGAAUGCGCCGCGCUGUCUGCAAGUCAAGGGUCAAAUCGCGUCAUUUCCGGGAGGGGACGAAAGGAUAGUUCUUUCACCUCUGCUGGCCGCCUAGAAAAGCCUAGAAGGAGCUCCUUUUUCUCCCGCCUCCCGGCCCCCGCGUCAGUAGCCUGCGCAGAACCCUCGAGCGAAUCGCGGCGCGCGCUGGUGCAGCCGCCCUCUCUCCCCGGGAGGGGCAGGGGCGAGGCGCGGGGGCGGCAGCGAGCGCGCCUGCGCGGGCCCUGGGUUUUUCACGUGUCCCGAGGGCCGGACUUACGCGUUUCUUGCAGCGGCUGCACGAGAGCAGGGUACGGACUGCGGCGGCGGGAGUCAUGGCAGGACAAGCAUUUAGAAAGUUCCUACCGCUUUUUGACCGAGUAUUGGUUGAAAGGAGUGCAGCCGAAACUGUAACCAAAGGAGGCAUUAUGCUUCCAGAAAAAUCUCAAGGAAAAGUGUUGCAAGCAACAGUAGUGGCUGUUGGAUCGGGCUCUAAAGGAAAGGGUGGAGAGAUUCAACCAGUUAGUGUGAAAGUUGGAGAUAAAGUCCUUCUCCCAGAAUAUGGAGGCACCAAAGUAGUUCUAGAUGACAAGGAUUAUUUCUUAUUUAGAGAUGGUGACAUUCUUGGAAAGUAUGUAGACUGAAAUAAAUCACUAUUGAAAUGGCAUUGACAUGAAGCUCAUUCCACUGAAGUUCUGAAAUCCUUCAUCAUGUAAAUAAUUUCCAUGUCUCUCUUUUAUAAUAAACUAAUGAUGUCUAAACUGCUGACAUCCCGUGUUUAAAAUGUAGUUUCACUGUAGUGAUACAAAUAUUUCCAAAUAAAAAUAUGUAAAUGAGUGGUU
Molecule: messenger RNA, 947 nt
Organism: Propithecus coquereli (Coquerel's sifaka)
Lineage: Eukaryota; Metazoa; Chordata; Mammalia; Primates; Indriidae
Gene: HSPE1
Product: heat shock 10kDa protein 1
Exons: 4
Coding region: 441-749 (102 amino acids)
Cellular component (GO): mitochondrial matrix
Molecular function (GO): protein folding chaperone; metal ion binding; ATP binding
Source: RefSeq, a predicted model, not a curated record